Messenger RNA from Blepharisma stoltei, 2171 nucleotides. NCBI's taxonomy places the organism in Eukaryota, Ciliophora, Heterotrichea, Heterotrichida, Blepharismidae. The record is from the annotation of a GenBank genome assembly.
AUGUCUUUACUUUCCCUUGCAGUAGUAGGCGCAGGACACUAUGGAUCUGCUAUUGCAUUAGCUGCAAGCUGCAAUUCAAAGGCUUUAGUCCGUCUAAUCGAUAUUUCAGAAGAAAAACUAGCAUAUUCCAACGCAUAUUUUCAGAAAUGGCUGUAUGACAAAAAUAAAUUGGUAGAUAUAAGCACCUCAUACGCUUAUGAAGUAAUAGAAAGAAAGAAUCGAGAACUUUCAAAAAUUACUAAAAAACACAAAUGGAGAAAACUGCAAAAAUGCAAAAAUUAAUAUAAUUUUAUGGCAUAAAAGAAUUUUUUUUGCAUUUUUGCAAGUUCUCCAGAAAGAAUCACAUGGUCUCAGAAUCUUGAAGACACAUCCUAUGCUAAUUUUGUAAUAGAAAGCAUUGAUGAAGACUUGGUGCUUAAAAACGACGUCAUAAGACAGAUUGAGAAAUACACAAGUGAAAAUUCUGUGAUAGCAAGCACGACUAAUCAUAUUUCAAUAGGGAAAAUAGCAAAAAAUACAAAGGCACCACAUAGGAUUCUUGGGAUGCAUUUUCCACAGUAUCCGAUCAAAUAUAAUGCAUGUGAAAUUGUGGCGCAUUCGGGUAGCUCAGAAGCGGUAGUACAAAAGGCGUGUGAUUAUGCUAUAGAAAUGAGCUUUAAGCCUGCUAUAUGUCUUGAUACCCCUGGGUUUAUUGCGAAUAGGGCUCUUUAUUUACUUAUAAAUGAAGCUGCUUAUGCUUUGCAUGAAGGGGUGGCGAGGAAAGAAGAUAUUGAUAAUGCAGUGCGAAGGUCACUUUUUAAUUUUAUUGGGCCGCUGGAAUAUGCUGAUUAUAUUGGGAUUGAUGUAUUGUUAGAAGGACUGAGGAUUUUUCAUAAGGAGACUGGGGAUGAUAAAUUUCGACCAUGUCCUCUGCUUGCACAAAUGGUUGAAGCAGGCUGUUUACUCUCCCCCUCUGUGUGAGAAUAAUAUUUUUUUCACACGGGGUUAAUUUUUGUUUCUAUAAAAAUAUAAUCAAUUUUUUUUUAAUUUAAAAAAUCCUAAUUUGCAAAAAAAAUUUAAUAAUUAAAAUUAUGCUUAUAAUGCAAUUAGCUCAAGAUUUCAUAAUUCUAUAUUACGAAAUAUUUUUCAUAAUAAAUUUUUUGUUCGCUUUCAUUGAGAAGGGUGUCUUUUUACCCAAAAAAAAUAGGGAUUUUUCCAGCGGUUUUGUUCGCUCAUGAGAGAGGGGAGUUAGGCAGAAAAACAAACCAAGGGUUUUUUGAGUAUGACUUUGGAGAAUUCUUAGGCCGUCCUAAACAUAAAAUACACUCCUAUAACGCCUGGGAUCAAAAAUUAAAAGACAUAAUUGGCUUAGAAGCAGAAAUUAAGAAAAAAUACGAUGUCCUCUACAAUACUUCUCACAUUGACCAUUUAGAAAGAUUUGAUGCAAUUUCCCACAGAGAUGCUCAAAAAGACCCAGAAGACUUAUUUGCGCAUGAACCCCCUAGUGAAACUCGAGCAAAAGAUAUAGAAAACAUGAAAAAAAUGUUUGGACUGAUGAAGCAGCACAACGAAGAAGUACUCAAAGGGUCUUUUGGAGACCAUAGAGAAGGUGAGGACUCUGAAGAAGAUUUCGAAAAGGACGAGACUUAUGAAAAAGCCAGAAAGGUUUGGGAAAGUUGGGAUCUUAAGAAUGAAGAGCUUAAUGAGGAGCUUGAAACCUUUAAAAAUACUGACUCCUUCACUUUAUACUGGAAUAAAAAAAAGCAUCAGGACACCUCUUUUAAUUGGAUUUUUAAAAAAUUCUAAUUUUUAUAGUGCAAGUAUAAUACAACUUAAUUUUUUGAAAUUUUAAAUUUUAAAGAAAAAUUUAAUAUAAGCUGAGCUUAUUAGAAAAAGAGUUUUUGUUUCAAUUAAAAGCAGAGAGUGAGGCUUUUAAAGAGGUCAUGUUCCCAGAGAAAAAAGACGAAUAUUUUGAGGAUCUGUAUGAAAUAUUUGAAGAGAAAGCGAAUAAAGGGCCAUUUAAGGAUGAUUCUCAUCUUUGGAAAGAUGACAUAGAAGAAGCGGAUUUUUUUGAAGAUUUCAAAGACAUUGAUAUAGAUAUAAAAGGGGAAGAGCUUGAAGAUAAAAUCUUAAAGACAGCUGAGUCAUGGAAGAAACAAAAAAAGGCUGCUGAAGCGGCAAAGAAAGAGUAG